Molecule: messenger RNA, 2268 nt
Organism: Centropristis striata (black sea bass)
Lineage: Eukaryota; Metazoa; Chordata; Actinopteri; Perciformes; Serranidae
Product: transcription factor SOX-13-like
Exons: 14
Coding region: 364-2268 (634 amino acids)
Biological process (GO): cell fate commitment; regulation of transcription by RNA polymerase II
Cellular component (GO): nucleus
Molecular function (GO): RNA polymerase II cis-regulatory region sequence-specific DNA binding; DNA-binding transcription factor activity, RNA polymerase II-specific
Source: RefSeq, a predicted model, not a curated record
ACUCUACGUGUUGCCUUAUUUCCUGGCCUUUGCCCUUUUCGUCAGUUUUAGUCACAUGUCCAGGAUGUCAUAACUGAGGAUAAAGCCUACUUUGUUAGAAAGUGUCUGUGUGAUGAAUGCGGUGAGAUCCUAUCACACCUGUUAGGUAUACUUGUCCGAUUAGUAUCGGACACAUUGUGGCUGCAGCGACGGUUACCUGAAACAGUAUUCUAAUUAUGCAAAUGAAGCCCUAUACGUUGGGAUUUGAAGAGGCUCUUUGUACUUCCCCUCUUGAGAGGAGAGACGGGGGCAGGAGAAGGGGAGGUCAAAGGGAGCAGAAGGGUAGAAUAGACAGGCGUUCCUGGUGAGGGAGAGCCAGUCACUAUGACUUCAGUGAGGGAGCGCUGUUGGAUAUCCUCACAUCCACUCACCCCAACCAGAAUGGUUGAGCCCAGCCCUCCAGCACUGCACCUCUUCUCUGGCGGGGAUGUCAGCAUGGCGUGUGUUGAUGUCAAAGUAGAACAGGAGGAGUCCAUUGGAGGAGGUGGAGUUAUUGCCAAUGCUCAACCUCCUAGGAGGUCUCCCUCAUGUGAUUGGUCAGGAAAUCAUCCACUGGAGGCACGCCAGCUGACCCCACCGCUCUCCCGCUCCCCUUCGGAGGGCUCUCCAGGUAAGGAGCUGGCUCACAGGCAAAGCCCCAUGGGACUGAAGGAGGUCAGGACACAUGAUAGACCAGAAGGACAAUCCAACUUCAAAGAAGUAAUGCCUACCAUUGAGAAGCUGCUGAAUGCUGACUGGAAGGAGAAACUUCUGGAUAAAAGCACAGUGGGGGCAGGACAACUGAAAGGUACCCAGGAGGCUCUGGCAGAAAAGGAGCUCCAGCUGCUGAUGAUGAUCAACCAGCUGAGCGGUCUGAGGGAGCAGCUGCUGGGAGCCCACUCUGAGCAGAGGAACAUGGCCGCCCUGCUGCUGGAGAAACAGCAGCAGCAGAUGGAGCUGGCACGACAACAGCAGGAACAGAUCGCCAAGCAGCAGCAGCAGCUGAUCCAGCAGCAGCACAAGAUCAACCUGCUUCAGCAGCAGAUCCAGGUGAACAUGCCCUAUGUGAUGAUCCCGGCUUUCCACCCCAACGCUCAGUCGCUCUCCGUCACCUCUGACCCCCAGAUGACCAUGCCUCUGCAACCCAUCCCCUGCAAGCCAGCCGUCGACUAUCCCAUGCCGCUGCUGCCGAGCCCUCACUCCGCCCCCGUCAAGAGGAGCAGUGGUUCCUUCCGACAGGAAGCCAGUCAGCCCUUGAACCUGACCUCCAAGCCUAAGGGUCUGGAGUUGGGGAAAACACCCAGCCCCAAGAGCCUGGAACUGGGAUCGCUGGUGAUGCACGGAGCCUACAGGCCCAGAGACCUCCACAGAGAAGUUUCCCACAGCCCGCCACGAUCUGCCCUCAGUUUUCUCGGAGAUGGCGAUGUGGUCACCCAGGCCAUCCAUGAUGCCCAGCAGCUCCUGAGGGGCCACAGCACCGGAGAGCGAGAGCGGGACAGAAUGAGGGACGCCGGAGGGAAGAUGAGAAUUUCUCACUCCGAGCGCGGUGAUGACCACCUCAGCAGUGACUCUGAGGGUGCCCUGCCCGUCUCGGUCCCAGGCAGCUACGCCGAGGCCCGGCCCCCUCCCUCCUCGGGCCACAUCAAGAGACCCAUGAAUGCCUUCAUGGUGUGGGCCAAGGACGAGCGCAGGAGGAUCCUGCAGGCCUUCCCCGACAUGCACAACUCCUCUAUCAGCAAGAUCCUGGGCUCCAGGUGGAAGGGCAUGUCCAACCAGGAGAAGCAGCCUUACUAUGAGGAGCAGGCCAGGCUGAGCAGGCAGCAUCUGGAGCGUUACCCCGACUACAAGUACAAGCCCCGGCCCAAACGGACCUGCAUCGUGGAGGGACGGAGGCUGAGGGUGGGCGAGUACAAGGCCAUGAUGAAGAACCGCCGGCAGGAGCAGAGAGCCACCUACACACACAGUCAAACAGAACCACAGCAGAUCCAUUACUCCCACAGCGAUGGCCAGUACCCAGGGGGCGCCAGCUCCGUCUCGGUGGCAACCAUGCCCUUCCACCCCGCCUUACUGGAGCACUAUCUGCCCCAGGUACCCCCCACGCUGCGUCGAGUGGAGGGCCAGGCCACGCCCACUUCCCUGCCCAGAGAAAGAGAGAGAGAACGAGAGAGGGAGCGCCCUCCGUACAGCGAAGGAGAGGAAAGUGACGGGGGAGAGAGGAGCGAGGGGGAACUGGUGCUCCUGACGGACUGA